ACAGAAAUAUUAUUGUUAUUAUUAGGAGGAAGAUAUUUAGAGCAUUCACGGCAAACACACGUUGAACUCUCUAGCGUAGAGGUGGUUGGACCUAGAGGUGUAUGUCGUGUAGCAGAUAUGCCUGAACCACGUCAAGGACAUACAGCAGGAGUACUGGGGGAUACUGUUUAUGUAUGUGGGGGAACUAGUGGUAAACAUAUUCAUGAAAGGCGAGACUGUUUGACCUAUGACCUUGAGAGUGGAGAAUGGAGCAGAUUAAUGUCUCCUGCUCCCAAGGGACUAGCGUUCAGUGCUGUUGCCACAGGAAGGAACUCUUUAUACCUCGUGGGAGGAAGAGAGAGUCUGUAUAAGACAUCUCAGGAUCGGCCCUGGGAGACUAGAAACCUGGUAAUGGAGUUUAGCAGGCUUAGAAGAAAUGAGGAAUCCUGGAGAUAUAUGCCGAACAUGACGGUUCCAGGUUCAGAUGGCUGUGCUGCUGUAAUAGGGCAGGAGCUGUGGUAUAUAGGAGAACAAGGAGUGGAGGUUUUGAAGAACGGUGAAGUAUCUUGGAAGCACUUGGAACUGGAUCGAAUUAGGAAUGAGACUUACGAGCUGAGAAUGAGCAUGAUGAGGAGAAACCAGGGUGUUGGAGCCACCACCAGUGACCAGGGGGACCUGGAGGAGAGAACCAUGAAACCGGUCGAGUUCAAGUUCAGGGAGGAGAAGAAGAAGGAGAGAAAAGAACGAAAGAAUGAGAGAAAUCUACAGAUUCCUCAACCUCCCCAAAACAGUUUCCCUAUUCUCCUGUCUGAUGGUGAACUACAGAGGAAAGAUGCUGCUGAGGAGAGAAGGAGGAUAAAGGAGGAGGAGAGAAGGAGAAGAAACCUGGAGAAACUACAAGUAGAGAACCCGUCCAGUAUCUGGGAUCAAAUUAGGAACGUGUUUGACAAGGGAUCUAAGGGAGUGGAUGAAAUAUUCAACAAGGACGAAUCUCCAGUGGAGUUUCUCACCAGGAGAAAAAGACAGAUAACACGACCUCCAAGAGUUGACAUUGUUACGAGAGCACCUUGGCUAGAUUUUCAGCAACCGUUCCUAGAAACUCCUCUCCAGGUACCACCUGUGGUUCAAUAUAGACCACCUGAGUAUAACCCUAGAGAUCAGAAAUCCAACCUGAUCUGGCCUGGACAAGGAGUAAGAGGAUCAGGACAGAGCAGAGAAGACCAGAAUCCAAGGGACUGGAACCAGCGGAGAGGAAAAUUCCAAGAAGAUGGAUUAUCAAGAGAUAGAACUGAACAUUUCGGAGGCAGGGAUGGAACUGAGUCUCCUCCGAGAAAUGCACUUAAUGACAGAAGAUGGGAGGCAUUCAACCCGAAGGAAUCAGCCACAAGGCCUCCUUUCGGAGGUGUGGAGUCUCUACGUCCUGAAGAGAAGAUGGUUGGACAAGGUUGCGCAGUAUCAGAAAUAAAUGGAGAGGAAGGAUUAUUACUGGCUGGUGGAGUAUGGGAAGGAGGUAGAAAACUCUCCUGGGUUCCUCUACAGAGACCCGGAGCUCCGUUCUUAGAGGUUAUAGCAAACCUGGAGGAACCUCGUCGUUGGAGACCCGGAGUUGGACGCAUAGCAGGACGGGUUGCAGUGAUUGGAGGAGGAGAUUGGGGGACAGAUACAAUCGAGGUUUUAGAUAAUUCAAACAGGUUUAAGCUUUUGGUUCAUAAAUUGGAGAAAAGGAGAGAAAAUACAGCAGCUGUCACAGUUGACAGCAGUUAUUUCAAGAAAUGUAAAUUCUAGCUGUUACAGCUCACAGCAGUUAUUUCAAGAAAUGUAAAUUCUAGCUUUCACAGUUGACAGUAGUUAUUUCAAGCAAUAUAAAUUCUAGCUGUCACAGCUCACAGCAGUUAUGUAAAGCAAUGCAAAUUCUAGCUUUCACAGUUGACAGUAGUUAUUUCAAGCAAUUUAAAUUCUAGCUGUCACAGUUGACAGCAGUUAUUUCAAGAAAUGUAAAUUCUAGCUGUCACAGUUCACAGCAGUUAUUUACAGCACUAUUAAUUCUAGCUGUCACAGUUGACAGCAGUUAUUUCAAGCAAUGUAAAUUCUAGCUGUUACAGUUGACAGUAGUUAUUUCAAGCAAUAUAAAUUCUAGCUGUCACAGCUCACAGCAGUUAUGUAAAGCAAUGCAAAUUCUAGUUGUCACAGUUCACAGCAGUUAUUUACAGCACUAUUAAUUCUAGCUGUCACAGUUGACAGCAGUUAUUUCAAGCAUUAUAAAUUCUAGCUGUCACAGAUAACAGCAGUUAUUUCAAGCAUUCUAAAUUCUAGCUGUUACAGUUGACAGCAGUUAUUUUAAUCAAACUGCCAAAUAAAAUGUUGAAAUUAA
This is a messenger RNA of Eurytemora carolleeae, 2350 nucleotides long. RefSeq lists its product as uncharacterized. Bases 118 to 1764 code for a protein of 548 amino acids. Lineage: Eukaryota; Metazoa; Arthropoda; Copepoda; Calanoida; Temoridae. The transcript is spliced from 16 exons. Gene Ontology annotation, molecular function: protein binding. The record is from RefSeq and is a predicted model, not a curated record.